This is a messenger RNA of Gloeophyllum trabeum ATCC 11539, 615 nucleotides long. RefSeq lists its product as uncharacterized. Lineage: Eukaryota; Fungi; Basidiomycota; Agaricomycetes; Gloeophyllales; Gloeophyllaceae. The record is from RefSeq and is a predicted model, not a curated record. The transcript is spliced from 3 exons. Bases 1 to 615 code for a protein of 204 amino acids.
AUGACAGACAAACGGCAUGCUAAAGACAUAGAACUCCUGCGACUAUACCUACAAGAUCUCCCGAAUGAAUUGCCCUUACGUUCUGCCCAAGAUUCGUCCUAUGGUUUCCACGCAUUUGGGCUUGACGAGGAAUGGCUGAAGGAAGAGGGUCAGGAAGCAGCCGCAAACCGCCAGCUUGAAGUCCAGUGGGGAACACCACGCACCACAGUCGCAGUGUUGAGAGAACGUGGCCCGGGCAUUGAGGCUAUCGCGGACGUGCUGGAUCAACACCUCGGGAUGUUACCUGACUCGAAGUGGUUGGAUGAUGUGCUAGACUCCGUCAGGCUGACCUUCGAAGUAUACACAAAAGAUUUGCCGACCCACGAGCAGGCUACAUUGGAUGAAUCAGUAGAGUCAUCCGGCGGAGCCGAGGCGUCUGAUGCAGCAUCAUCACCCCCCAAAGCGCCGAAGCAGCAGCGCUCUAAGCGAAAGAAAAUCGACAGCCAUAAGCUCACGGACAUAGCUGAUCCCGCCUGGCGGGACCUACCUGAAGGAGCAGACGGACGCUCAUCUGGCGCUAAGGCACACCCCGAUCUCAUAGCUUCGACAAGGCUCUUCCUGGGCUCUUCCACGUAA